Messenger RNA from Papilio machaon (common yellow swallowtail), 2010 nucleotides. It is a transcript of the gene Gycbeta100B, whose product is annotated as guanylate cyclase soluble subunit beta-1. The record is from RefSeq and is a predicted model, not a curated record. Gene Ontology annotation, cellular component: guanylate cyclase complex, soluble. Gene Ontology annotation, molecular function: guanylate cyclase activity; heme binding. Gene Ontology annotation, biological process: response to oxygen levels; cGMP biosynthetic process. The transcript is spliced from 14 exons. Lineage: Eukaryota; Metazoa; Arthropoda; Insecta; Lepidoptera; Papilionidae. The coding region runs from base 19 to 1821 and encodes 600 amino acids.
GCAAAAGAGGAUUUCAAAAUGUACGGUUUUGUCAACUACGCUUUGGAACUUCUCGUUCUGAAGUCAUUUGGCGAGGAAACAUGGGAAAAAAUUAAAAAGAAAGCUGCAGUAUCGAUGGAAGGGAGCUUCCUUGUUCGUCAGAUUUACGAGGAUGAAAUAACUUACAAUCUGAUAACUGCUGCUGUUGAAAUUCUACAGACCCCCGCCGACGCAAUCUUGGAGUCAUUUGGUAGGACUUUCUUCGAGUUCUGUCAGGACUCUGGAUAUGAUAAAAUUUUGCAAGUCCUAGGAGCCAAUCCGCGAGAUUUCUUACAAAAUCUGGACGGUUUGCACGACCACCUGGGCACGCUGUACCCGGGCAUGCGAUCGCCAUCAUUCCGCUGCACCGAGCGGCCGGAAGAUGGCGCCCUCGUGCUGCACUACUACUCCGACAGACCCGGCCUUGAGCAUAUCGUCAUCGGGAUUGUUAAAACGGUAGCUAGCAAGCUGCACAAUACCGAAGUGAAAGUGGAGAUAUUGAAAACGAAAGAAGAAUGCGACCAUGUACAAUUCCUGAUAACGGAGACUUCGACGCCGGGACGAGUGUCAGUUCCCGAGAUUGCCGAGAUCGAAACAUUGUCUCUUGAGCCUAAAGUAAGUCCGGCGACGUUCUGCCGCGUGUUCCCAUUCCACCUGAUGUUCGACCGCGAGCUGAACAUCGUGCAAGCGGGCCGCACUGUCUCCCGUCUCUUGCCGCGCGUCACCACACCCGGAUGUAAGAUCACCGAUGUCUUGGAUACGGUUCGACCUCAUUUGGAGAUGACAUUCCUGAACGUCCUCGCUCAUAUUAAUACUGUGUACGUGUUGAAGACCAAGCCAGAGGAAAUGAACGUCACUGACCCACAUGAAGACAUCGCUUCCCUUCGUCUCAAGGGUCAAAUGCUGUACAUUCCAGAAACCGAUGUGAUUGUAUUCCAGUGUUAUCCCAGCGUAACUAAUCUCGAUGAUUUGACUCGUCGCGGGCUGUGCAUCUCCGACAUUCCGCUGCACGACGCGACGCGCGACCUCGUGCUGAUGUCGGAGCAGUUCGAGGCAGAUUACAAACUGACGCAGAGUCUCGAAGUGCUCACCGACAAGCUGCAGCAGACGUUCCGCGAACUCGACUCCGAGAAGCAGAAGACCGACAGACUCCUGUACUCGGUGCUGCCGAUCAGCGUGGCGACGGAGCUGCGUCACCGCCGGCCCGUGCCCGCGCGCCGCUACGACCCCGUCACACUCCUCUUCAGCGGCAUCGUGGGGUUCGCCAACUACUGCGCCCGCAACACCGACCACAAGGGCGCCAUGAAGAUAGUGCGCAUGCUCAAUGACCUCUACACCGCCUUUGACGUCCUCACAGACCCCAAGAAGAAUCCUAACGUUUAUAAGGUGGAGACAGUGGGAGACAAGUACAUGGCGGUGUCGGGCCUGCCCGAGUACCAGGUGUCGCACGCCAAGCACAUCUGUCUGCUGGCGCUGGAGAUGAUGGACCUCUCCAAGACCGUCACUGUCGACAACGAGCCUGUUGGUAUAACAAUCGGCAUCCACUCCGGGGAAGUGGUGACAGGUGUGAUCGGUCACCGCAUGCCGCGCUACUGUCUGUUCGGCAACACCGUCAACUUGACCAGCCGCUGUGAGACCACCGGCGUGCCCGGCACCAUCAAUGUCAGCGAGGACACUUACAGCUGCCUGAUGGGAGAAGAUAAUUACGAUGAUCAAUUCGAGCUGACAUAUCGCGGUCAUGUUUCCAUGAAGGGCAAAGCCGAACCGAUGCAGACCUGGUUCCUGACUAGAAAGAAGAUUUAAACAUUUAUCUACACUGACAUUUCUAUCUAACCCGGUGGGGAUAACUGACACUAAAUUAAAAUACCUCAUUAGAACCAUCGGUCAAUGUCAAAGUGCUACAAAAUCCUAAGAACUGAAGCUGUCUUGUCUCGUUUGUCAUUGUUUUUGAAUAAGGACCGACAAGGAUAUCUGAACCCGGGGGCAUUAUUA